This is a messenger RNA of Closterium sp. NIES-67, 945 nucleotides long. NCBI's taxonomy places the organism in Eukaryota, Viridiplantae, Streptophyta, Zygnematophyceae, Desmidiales, Closteriaceae. The record is from the annotation of a GenBank genome assembly.
UUUGCCUUGCAAGCAGCAGCAUGGAGUCCUGACAGCCGGGUGCUGCUGCUGGCCUUUCACUCCACGCCCACCCUUGCAGCCGUGCACAUUGCCCGCUCGCCUCCCGCACUCGACAUCCACGUGCUGCCACUGGAGCUGCCCGAUCUGGCAUCGCUCAUGGUCAAUCCCAUGCUGCCCCCCGGAUCAUCUGCCUUUGGAGGAGUGCAGGACAUGGCAUGGGACCCCUCUGGAAGGCGCCUAGCCAUCUCCUUCUCCUCCUCUCGCCCGGACACAGCAGGGGUGGUGGCGCUUUUUGACACACACCUUGCUCCCAUCCUCACCGCUUCCCUCCUUGGUGUGAUUCGAGGCCCAUCAACAGCACCACCACCCCCACCACCGCAACUUGUGGCAUCAUCGUCCUCCUCACCACCACCACCACCCCCAUCGCCACCUGUGGCACAAGCAGGGGAGCUCCCAGUUGCGCCUCUUGCCAUGUCAUUCCGCCCCAACUUCAAGCACGGAGCUCUGCUGUCCGUUGUGUGGUCCUCUGGGCUCUGCCGGACGUACCCGCUGCUCAGUUCCUAAACCCUCGCAGGUUAAAAGUGUAGUUUGAGGCGUAUCAAUACUGGCCAUGGCGCACCCGCUGCUCAGUUCCUAAACCCUCGCAGGUUAAAAGUGUAGUUUGAGGCGUAUCAAGACUGGCCAUGGCGCACCCGCUGCUCAGUUCCUAAACCCUCGCAGGUCUCUGAAUAAAUCAACCUGGUCCUGCGACUCCUGCCAUAUCAAACUGGCCAUGACUUAGCCAGAAUGUUGGAACUUACUAUGCGAGUUGUGCUUCACCAGUUCAGCUGCAUAGCCGAUGCAAGAUUUUGAGUUCAAAAUACGGUGCACUGUAGAUGGUUUUUGUGGACACCAGUGGUGGAUGCUGUUAGAAUAAUGCGGCAGUCUGCAUAUAACUGUCAACUU